UAAACCCGACCGAAAACCUCCCCAACGACCAGCAAUCUCCUCCCCCCACUCCCUCGCUUCUCCAGCUCCAGAGCAAGGGGAAGCCCAUGGCGAUUCUCCGCCUGCCCCCCGCCCUCUCGCCUGCUUGUGCCGUCGUCUCCUUCCCCUGCAGGCCGUCCUCCCAAGUCCUCCCACGGCCUCCCUCCCGCUCAACCCUCAUCUGCCUCGCCGCAACGCCGAAGGUGCCGCUCCCCAUCGCGUCGCCGGCCUCCCUCGGGGACGACCCCAGCAAGUGGGACCCGGCCGAGUGCGACGCCCUCCUCCGCGGCGGCGAGCAGGUCGCCUCCGUCCUCCAGGAGAUGCUCACGCUGAUGGAGGACAUGGAGAUGGAUGGUGCAUUUGAGCCAGUGGCUGUGGAGCUGGUGGCUCAAGGAGUUAUUGGGAAGAGGGUCGAUGAGAUGGAGUCAGGCUUUCUUAUGGCACUUGAUUACAUGAUACAACUUGCACAGAAGGACGCAGAUGAUGAGCGCAAGUCUCUUCUUGAGGUAAUUAAACAGACAGUGCUAGAUCAUCUAACAAAGAAAUGUCCUCCACAUGUUCAGGUUGUCGGACUCCUCUGCCAGACUGAAAAGAAAGAGAGCAGGCAUGAAUUGCUGCGCCGUGUAGCUGCUGGUGGAGGUGUUUUCAAGAAUGAUAAAGGUCUUAAGUGCCAAAUUCCUGGGGCAAAUCUUAAUGACAUUGCGAACCAGGCAGAUGAUCUACUGGAGUCAAUGGAAUCUAGGGACACCAUUCCUGAUCGAAAACUUCUUGCAAGACUAGUUAUAGUAAGAGAAGAAGCCCGAAAUAUGAUGGGAGGUGGCUUGUUAGAUGAAAGAAAUGAUCGUGGUUUGACUACUCUCCCUGAGGCAGAGGUGAACUUUUUGAGCAAGCUCGUUGCUCUUAAACCUGGGAAGGCAUUGGAGAGGAUGAUCAGGGAUGUUAUGAAUGGCAAAGCGGAAGGUGCUGAUAACAUUAAACAAUCAAGUGCCGAUUCGCAUUCUGAACAGGAGCAUCUAACUGGAUUAUCUGGAAGGGGAAGUGUAUCAGGCCGCAAGCCACGGCCAGUUCGCCCUGGAAUGUUCCUUGAGACUGUCUCCAAGGUCCUAGGUGGUGUAUAUGCAAGCAACACAUCUGGCAUUACAGCUCAACAUCUAGAAUGGGUACAUCAAACAACACUGAAAAUUCUUCAGGAAUUGGCCUUCUAGGCUUGCUAUCACUAUUUAUGAACAUAGGCAGUACGUGCACAUCCUUAGCCACCGAAGGUACAUGAUAUUGGAGAACCUUGUGCACAAAAGGAUAUCACUGCAUGAAGUUAUGGACCCUAUAAAUGAAAAAAAUUACUGGUGCCGUGGUGGGUGGUUUAAAUAUUUACAGACCCUAAUGGUUGUGAAUGACAUCUUUUGGUUGAGAAGUGAAGCAAAAGACAUGCUAGGCGUGAGGCAAAGAUCACUUAUGUGAAGAAUGUGUUGUCAGUUGUCACGAUGUACAGCCAUUAGUGCCGAAGGAUUGAACUGAUAGAGUGAGCUUUAUUCAAGCACUUCUGACAAGUGCAUAGUGUGGUUGCUUUUGCCCGCUAACCAAUUUUAAAUACUAGACUCCGAACUGUUUAGAGGCGGUCAGGCAGAAUGCUCUCUGUGGAUAGAUCUUUGUUCCUUGGCACUGGCAAUCUGUAACCUUUUCUUUGCACACAUUGUUCCAGACUUCUGGUCAUGGGUGAUAUACGUUACAUGAAUACAAAUCCGUAGUAUCUUGGACUUCUGGUCA
This is a messenger RNA of Panicum virgatum (switchgrass), 1782 nucleotides long. RefSeq names its product protein PEP-RELATED DEVELOPMENT ARRESTED 1 homolog, chloroplastic-like. Gene Ontology annotation, biological process: regulation of DNA-templated transcription. Gene Ontology annotation, cellular component: chloroplast nucleoid. NCBI's taxonomy places the organism in Eukaryota, Viridiplantae, Streptophyta, Magnoliopsida, Poales, Poaceae. Bases 87 to 1223 code for a protein of 378 amino acids. The record is from RefSeq and is a predicted model, not a curated record. The transcript is spliced from 9 exons.